Messenger RNA from Hyaloscypha bicolor E, 1254 nucleotides. RefSeq lists its product as uncharacterized. Gene Ontology annotation, cellular component: cytosol; COP9 signalosome. The transcript is spliced from 2 exons. Lineage: Eukaryota; Fungi; Ascomycota; Leotiomycetes; Helotiales; Hyaloscyphaceae. The record is from RefSeq and is a predicted model, not a curated record. The coding region runs from base 1 to 1254 and encodes 417 amino acids.
AUGGCUUCCCCGAAGGUUUCUCAAGCUCUCAAGAAGAUUGCAUCCUCUGCAGACAAGCAACAAGGCUACGAAGCUCUUCUCAAAGACAUCCGCUCGUUCUCCACCCCCACCGCCCUGUCCAAAGACCUCAUCGCAAUCCUCGACGCCAUCUUCGACGGCAGCCUUGGUAUCGUAGCCACGCGAUCUCUCGGUGUCGCCUACGUCCAGACCCUGACAUCCGUCCCCAGCAACGAAGUCAAGAUCGAAGUCGGCGAAUACGCUCUCGAAAAAUUCCAAAGCCAAGCCUCUUCUUUCGAAGAACAAAAUGCACAAAUCCGCGAGCUUAUGGCAACAGCCUAUGAAGAUGAUGAAGAUUUCCUAGCCUCGGCGAAGAUCCUCUCUGGAAUUCCGCUAGAGUCGUCACAGAGGAAGGUCACAAACGAAGAUAAAGUUCGGUUCUGGAUUCGCAUCACAAGAAAUUAUUUGGAGGUUGAUGAUACCACGCUCGCAGAGCAGUAUCUUAAUAAAGCUAAGAAUUUGAUAUAUACGGUCGAUGAUCGGGAUCUGAAUCUGCACUUCAAUCUCUGCCAGGCACGAAUUCAGGAUGCGAGACGAAACUUCCUGGCUGCUGCGCAAGGGUACCAAGAGAUCAGUUUAAUGCCUGUGAUUGCUGAGGAAGAGAGACUGCACACUCUUAGCAUGGCUAUCAAGUGCGCAGUAUUGGCUCCCGCAGGCCCUGCGAGAAGUCGUGCUUUGGGAAGACUUUACAAGGAUGAACGGGCGAGCACGUUGGAGGAGUACAGCAUUUUGGAGAAGAUGUUCCUGGAUCGACUAUUGGCUCCUGAAGAGGUCGAGAAGUUCGCAAAAGGGUUGGCACCUCAUCAGCUGGCAAAGACGGGAGAUGGAAGUACGGUCCUACAAAGAGCAGUGAUUGAACAUAAUCUGAGAGGCGCAUCGAGGCUGUAUAACAAUAUUAGCUUCGAGGCUUUAGGUCUGUUGCUAGGGUUGGAUGGAGACAAGGCUGAAGAUACGACUGCUAAGAUGAUCGAGCAAGGCAGAUUGGUGGGCCGCAUCGACCAGAUCGAGAGAGUUAUCUGGUUUGAGGGUGGAGAAGCAACAGGAGAGAAGGGAAGUGGCAGAGCAGAGGGUGUGGUCGGACGAGAGUUGAAGAAGUGGGAUGCCAAUGUCCAAGGAUUGGCUGAGGAGGUUGAAAAGAUAACUUCUGAAUUGCAGUUGCGAUAUCCUGACUUCGUGGCAGCAAACUUGGUUGUAUGA